AUGCUACAGAAAUGCAAAGAUGGAUUUCGAUAAAUAGAUAUAUUCGGCUAAUCUAUAAAUCUUAGUUUUCGUUAAGAAGAACAAUACAAAACAAGUAUGGGAGGUUUUUUGUCGAUUUGUAUCAUCGGGACAAUUAUAAGCUUUUUCUAUUCGAACAUUAUCAAUUUUUUUGCAAGAUUGAAUGUGACUUCUACUCAAGAAUUUACGUUCGCAGAUGAUCCUGAUAUUCUAAUUUUGAAUAAUGAACACUUCAUGUUUGCAGUUCAGAUUGAACAAGAUAAUUUUACAACGAACCCUUUUUUUAAUAUCACUGUUGAACAGCGUCACUAUAAUCGUUUUCCAAAUGGAACUUAAUAUCGCUACCCAAAUAAAUAUAUUGAUCUCGUGCCCUGCACCAUUUAACAUUUUUAGCCCUUAUUCGAAAAGUACAGUGUGGAUUUUAGAGAAUAAUUUGAACAGCAAAAUUUAUAAAACUUCUUAUGUCCCAAUCUCAAUUUUGUUCAUAGUCUCAAUAUGACUGUUGGAGGUGUAUGGGCGAGCGCGGACUACUACUUUUUGAAGUUUUCGGUAACUAAUUGUAAGGAUUCCUCAACAAGUAAUUUUACAUGGAAGCCUACCUGUAAAACUUCAGAUUAGAUUUAGGCAACUUUGAAUGCAUAAGGAAGCUUUCGAUUUUAAGUUUAUACUACAAAUUUUCUUAUUAAUCCAAACAGACCUGAAAAUUUUGUAUAACCUUACUUAGCUGUUGACCAAUUUUAUACUUUUGUUCCAGAUAAAAUGUUUGUCUAAUCAGAUAUCUUUUUCAGAACAAAGAAGGUUACAACUGAUCAAGGGAUCCUAAUGUAUCCUGAUAAAUAGAAUGAAACCUUUGCUUUUCGAGAUUAUGGAGAUCAAAGAGAACAAUUUGAAAUUUCAAGAAUAACUCCUAACUAUUAUGGAGCAUUUUAUUUCUAAAGAAGUCCAUAUUCUUAUCAAAUCAAUAGAAAGUUCUUAAGGCUUGAUGAAUUACUAAGUUAUUUAGGAGGAUUCACUUAAUUUAUGAUUGUAGUUGUGGGUGUAAUAGUAAGAUUCUAUAAUCGUUAACAUCUAAUUAUAUCUAUUGCUAAUGACUUAUAUGAGUAUGAUAUGAGUUAAGGCAGGCAGAAUACUCAAAUGCAUUUAAAAAACUUAUUGGAUCGGACCUAGAGAGGCAAAGAGAUGUUGAAGAGCAAAAUGUCGAAGAAAAUUGAAACUAUUCCAUAAAUUCAAACUAUGUCAGCUUUUUAAAAUAAACCUGAUAUGUUAUAGAAAAGAAAAUUAAAUAUUGAAAAAAAGCAAUCAAUCGAAAUAUUUUAACCAACUCAAUAAGCAUUGCAAUCCAGAUUAUCGGCUAUGAAGGCGAAAACAUUAUAAUAUUUUGAUGAUUUCAAAGAAUUUUUGAAGAAGAAACAUAUUAUAGGACUAGGAUUUAGAGUUAUUUUAAGUUCCAUAAUUCCUAUUGAAUCCUUAAAAGAUGAUGAUUGCAUUGUUUUGGAAAAAGCUAUUGAUUAAGUAAAUAAAGAGUUAGAUAUCGAAUAUAUAAUCAAACAACUCCAUGAAUUAACCAAAUUAAAGAAGGUGUUAUUUACUUCUGAAUAGGUAACACUGUUUAAUUUUAGUCGCAAACCCAAAAUAUCAUUGAUUUAAGAUAAAAACAAUAGAAGAUCAACUAGAUGUAUUAUUGACGGAGUUACAACAGCAGAGGAUUAUGGAAUGAUGAAACAAUUUACUGAUCUUGUUAAUUCGUAUGACAAAAUUACUGGAUCAGAAUUAGAAAAUACAACUUAAGAAUAAAGUCGAUUCAAUCAAAGAUUAAUUAUUUUAUUAGGCCCUGAGCUGAUGAAAGUACUAGAAAAAGAAUUAAGUGCCUAAUAAUAAUAAUAGAUGGAAUCUGAAAACAAUGAUCCAAAAGAAGAGGAGAACUUGUUUAGCGACAGAGAAAUUUAAAUACAUCAACGUAAUUGA
This is a messenger RNA of Paramecium tetraurelia, 1983 nucleotides long. RefSeq lists its product as uncharacterized. Gene Ontology annotation, cellular component: nucleus. Gene Ontology annotation, molecular function: double-stranded DNA binding. The record is from RefSeq and is a predicted model, not a curated record. Lineage: Eukaryota; Ciliophora; Oligohymenophorea; Peniculida; Parameciidae. Gene Ontology annotation, biological process: reciprocal meiotic recombination. The transcript is spliced from 4 exons.